GUGAAAUUCAUGGGUGAAGUGUCAGACGCCCAGCGCAGACCGUCCGGGCCCCUCCAAACCAUGGGGGACAGCCGCUACCUAUACCCUGUGGCCCUGAGGUGGGAUGAGGGCCCCGAAGCCCUGAAACAAGUGAAAAACAAACUGCUGCUGUAUUUCCAGAAAAGGAAACUGUCUAAUGGAGGAGAAUGUGAGAUCCGAGAUCUGGACUGCAGCCGGGGGCACCUCCUGAUCUACUUCAGAGAUGAGGGGGUCCGGGAUCGAGUUCUGCUAAAAAGCAACCACGUGCUGAACCUGACAGAAGGAAAGAAGCUAAACCUGAGAGUAACCCUCCCCAAAUCUACCCCAGAAGAGCCCCCCAUAAGCCCCCGCACAGAGAGAUGUGGAACACCGGAGUUGAUGUCUGCACCCGGGACUGAUGAGGAUGGCGGGACGCGGGGUGCCACCUCCUCCAUGGUUCUGGUAGAGAAUGUCCAGGACUCGUGCCCCCCAGACAUGCUAAACCUGCUGGUUGAGAACAUCAGUGGGAGAAGAGCUGUGAGGGACUUCUAUGUGGAGAUGGUCCCUGAGCUGCAGUCUGCCGUCAUCACCUUCACCUGUGACAUAGAUAUCCAUCGCUUCAUUCAGAGUUUCUCCUCCAGUCUCAGAGUGACAAUCCUCCAACUAAAGGUGAAGCUUCUGGAGGAAACCACAAGUGUCCAGGUGGAGAACUUACCCCCAAACACCUCUGAUGAACACCUCACAUUUUACUUUGAAAGCCCCAGACAUGGAGGAGUAAGGGUGCAAGAAACAGUGAUAUUACCUGAGGAGGGGACAGCGCUGGUUACAUUUUAUGACACAGAAGCUGUGAAGACAAUACUGAGGAGUCCACAUGUGUUUAAUAGGACCCCCAUAAAUGUGUACCCUUACUACCCGUCAUUGAAUAUUCAUCUUUAUGGAACAAAUGAGCCUCAUAUGGUCUUACCGACCCCUAUAGAAUUCACUAUUAGUCCAUAUAUACUGGAGCACAUCCUGAACAAUCAGCAGAUAAAAAGCAGCAUAGACACCAAGAUGGAGAACAAUUACUGCAAGAUCAAAUGGCCGAGUCCUGACUGCAUGAAUCCUAUCAUAAAAAUAGAGAUACCUCCUACCCUAUCGAAGAAUCCCAGGGCGAUGGCGAAGGUUAACCACACGUGGACUGAGAAGGUCUCUGCAGCGUUCUCACUUAUUAUCUCAAGGUAUAAAGUCAUAGAAUGUAAAAUGCAUCCUUCAGCAUGGGAGGACAUCAAGGUACAGAUCUCCACUGCUGCUUAUGAUGGAGUAUUGGUCAAACCCACCGCUGAUGCUGAGAAGGUCUUCCUGGCAGGUGCGAUUAGGGAUGUUAAUAAGAUUGAGCAGACGUUCAAGAAACUGGUGGAAGAAAACAGCAGAAAAGCCGAGAGAAGAAGUAAACAAACGACAAAGACAGAACCGAUGUCUGCUGCUCUCUAUCAUGUGAUAUGUAGCAGCGGUCUGGAGAAGAAGAUACUGGCAGAGGCCCCAGAGAUGAAGAUGGAGUAUGACCCGUCCACACACAACGUCCGGCUCACCGGGCUGCGGGAUGAAGUUCUUGAAACCAAGUGUGAAAUACUCAGUGUUAUACAGAAUCUGAAAUCCAAAUCCAUCCAGCUGAACCCACACGUCCUCCAGUUCUUGAAGUUCGCUGACAACGAUGAAAUCUCUUGUGUCCUCUUUAUAAGUCAAAACAUCAAUGCUGUCAUCGAGAUGGAAGAAAACUCAAUCAAACUGACCGGUCACACAAAGAAAGACUUGACCGACGCAGAAGAGCAAAUUGGCCGAGAAUUAAUUUGUCAGCGAAUUCUAAUUGAGGACAAAAAUGUUCUACAAAGUCCAGAAUGGAAAAGUCUCCAAUCACAUCUUCUCCAGUCCCACUGUUCUGAGAUGUGCACGGUCAUAAUCGAGGAGUUCCCUCCCGGAGCAGAGAACGAUGUGGUGGUCGCAGGAUUGGCCUCCAGUGUACACAAGAGCUACAAAGAAAUCCAUGAAUUUCUGAACAAUAAGACGGUGAUGGAAGUGAGGGUCCCCAUCAGCUCCAGGGUCAUGCUGCAGUUCAUUGAGGAGACAAAGCAUCAGAAGUGGCAAGAGAUUAAGACGAAGGCAAAGGUUGAGAUGAAUGAGAACAAUGUGUCCUUCUUCGCCCCAAGGAUCCAGGCUGAGGAUGCAGCCGCUCAGCUCCGCAGUCUUCUGUCCUCAUUAUAUUGUGAUUCUCUGCGCAUCGAUAAAUCAGGCGCUAAGAACUUCUGUAAGAAACAUGACAAGACUCACACCUCUACAGCAAAGACGGAAUUCAACUGUGUCAUCCUCCUGGAGACGGGUGAGGACAACAAACAACCAGAUAAUGCCCGAUAUGAAGUGAAGCUGCAGCGCGGGGUGGCCCUUGCACUGUAUCAGGAUGACCUGUGUAGGCACAAGGCGGACGUUAUUGUUAAUGCUGCUAAUGACGAUCUGCAGCUCUCCGGGGGUCUGGGCCUGGCCUUGCUGAAAGCUGCAGGACCUAAACUUCAAGAUGAUUGUAAGAUUAUAAUCAGGAAGAAGGGAAGGUUGUCCAUUGGGGAGUCGGUCAUUACUGAUGCUGGAAACCUGCAAUGCAAACAGGUCAUACAUACAGCGGGGCCCCGCUGGGAUUCUCAGCCCCAUAAGGGAUGUGAGCAACUUCUACAGAGAGCAAUAACCACAAGUUUGGAGCUAGCUGCAGAAAAUGGCCACAGCUCCAUCGCCAUCCCCGCCAUCAGCUCUGGAAUAUAUGGAUUCCCUCUAGAAAAAUGCGCUAAAAAUAUACUGGCCGCCAUAGAAGAUUAUGUGGAGAAGCAUGGGAGCACGAGCAGUGUGCGGCGAAUACAUAUUGUGGAUAUGAACGCCCAGACUAUUCAAAUUUUUUCUGAGGUGCUAAGAACCAGAUUUGGAGACCAAAAGACCAGUGGGGCCCCUGCAAUGACAGGGCCCCAGACUCCCAUCAGAUCAGAAGGAAGUGAGACGCCACAAGUUACAAUGAGCCAGGAAGACAAGGAAGUGCAGACCACGGAGGGGCUGAUCAUCCGGCUGGUACAGAAGAAAAUAGAAGAUGCCAUAACAGAUGUGAUGGUGAACACUGUGGGGAGUGAUCUGGAUCUUACCACGGGUAACGUCUCCCAGGCCAUAUACAACCGCGCAGGCGCUGGUCUACAGCAGCUGUUGACAAAUAACAAUCUGGGGGCUCAGGCGCCCCCUGGCACAGUGAUUCCAACAGAUGGCUGCAAUCUCGGCUGCCAGCAUGUCCUUCAUGUGGUGGCUCCACAAUGGGACAAUGGACAAGGAGCUUCAGAGACGAUAUUGCAGGACAUUAUCCAGCAUUGCUUGAUGUGGACAGACCAGCAGAGUAUGAAGUCCCUGUCCAUCCCAGCCCUAGGCACCGGCACCCUGGCCUUCCCCAAACCUCUAGUCGCAGCCGCGAUGCUGGACGCCAUCUUCCAGUUCAGCUCCAAAAAUAAACCUCAAAGUCUUCAAGAAGUGGAAAUUGUUCUUCACCCGAGUGACAAAAACUCCAUCCAGGCGUUUAACAAUGAGUUGGUGAAUUACACUGACGACGGCUCAGCAAGCAAGAAGCAGAGCUCCGGUGCCACCUCGGUAUUGUGUGGAACAGUUACUCGUCCAUCUUCAGGGGUCCAUGAAAUGAGGAUCGGAUCCCUGUCCUUCCAAGUCAAGACCGGAGACAUUACCAAGGAAAGGGCCGAAGUCAUCGUCAACUCCUCCAAUAAAAAUUUCACUCUUAACGCAGGCGUCUCGAAGGCCAUUCUGGAAGCCGCUGGGCCGGUUGUUCAAUUAGGUUCUCAGCCCCACAAGGGUUACAUCAUCACAAGCGCAGGGAACCUUGUUGGGAGCAGCUGGAUCUUUCAUGUUUGUGGGCCAUCACAACCAGCAGACAUCAAGAAGAUUGUCUUGGACUGUCUGCAGGAGAGCGAGAAGCAGCAGGCGGCUUGUAUCGCCUUCCCGGCACUGGGGACAGGGGCUGGUGGACUAGCGGCUGGUGAUGUGGCUGAUGCCAUGCUAGACGGCGUGAUAGAUUUCUUCAACUCCGGGUCAGUGAAGUCCAUUCGGAUCGUGAAGGUGGUUUUGUUCCAGCAGCAUAUGCUGAACAACUUCUAUGCGAGCAUGAAGAAGAAGGAGGGGACGGCGCUGUCUGGGCCCAAAUCAUUUCUGAAUAAAUUAACUGCCCUUUUACCUCCGGUUCCGACCUUCCUGAUGCCAAAGAUACAGAAGAAGCCGGAGCAGAAGAUGGCGGGCUUCCAGCUCUUGGAGAACACGGAGCCGGUGGUCUUCAGCCUCUGCUCGGAUGAUAAGAAGAAAGUGGAGGAGACCAAGCGAUGGCUGCAGCAGCAAAUAGAGUACAAGGAGACCACGCUGACGGACGACUGCAUACCCGAGCUGAAGGAGUGCGACCGUGACAAAAUACUGACCCUCCAGAGGAAGUUCCAGGUCUCCGUGGUCUACAGACCGCCCGACCCUUCCAUCCGGAUCUCCGGCAUCAGGCAGGACGUUCUGGAGGUGGCCAACGAGAUCCAGAAGAUAGUGAGCUCCGUAAAGGAGAGGAAAAUCAGAGAGCGGGCGGCCGAGCUCACUGGGAACCUGGUGGAGUGGAGAUACCAGCACGGCGCCAAAAUGAUCGCCUUCAAUGCCAUGGCGAACCUGGAGCUGGAGGAGGCGAAGAGCGCAAACAAAACCCAAGUCACUGUCCAAAGCCGAAACCAGAAAAUCACUGUAGACCUGAAAAACCUGAAGGCCACGGACAAACAUGGAAGCCAAAUAGCGAUUGAACGAGUGAUCAAACAUGGAGACCACUCUGUGAAGUUACCGGACAGCUGGUGUCCCAUGAAUAAUGUCCAGCUGAUGGAGGUCGACCUCGCCGCCUCCUCACCCGAAUAUAUUCAGAUUAUGCAGCUGUUUAGACAAACAUGUUCAAACAUAAUACUGAAGAUCCAGAGGGUGCAGAACAAGGAUUUGUGGCAGAAUUACCAGAUAAGGCUACGGAGCAUAAACACCAAGAACAGGACUACGACCAAUGAGAAGCGACUCUUCCACGGGACCGACAUCAACUCCAUACAACAUAUCAAUCACAAUGGAUUCAACCGGAGCUAUGCAGGAAGAAACGCCGCGAUGUACGGGAAUGGAACGUACUUUGCUGUAAACGCGAUUUACUCUGCCCGCCAUUUCUCUCCACCUGAUGCCAACGGUCACAAGCAUUUGUACCUGGCCCGAGUCCUUACUGGGGUCUUCUGUGCAGGACAGAAGGAUAUGAAGGCUCCUCCGGCCAAGAACCCAGCCAACCCCACCGACCUGUACGACAGCGUCACCGACAACCCGGCUAGCCCUUCCAUGUUCAUCAUAUUCAAUGACAUCCAGGCGUACCCCGAGUAUCACAUCACCUUCCAGUAACUGGCGGCCAUUAUACAAGUGGUUGGCAUCAUGGAGAGGCCCCAUCCUCGCUGCCACAUCGAUUUCUAUGGGGUCUCACGAGUCAAAAGGUCUCUUGUUGCUUUGGCCGUGAUCUUCACCACAUUUCAUUUAAGAACUAGACGCUGCUUCCCGCUGUGAGCUCCACAUUUACUCCUGUCCUGCGGCGGCAUGGAACUGCUGAGAAGCUGCUGUUGACUGAUCUUAAUAUGGCUUCACAGGCUGCCAUUGUAGAACAGCCCCACUGUCCCAGCAGGAGCCGUUUACAGACCACUCCAUCUUCUGGAGGCUCUCGCCAGCUGCGCCGGGGGCUCCGUAGCUGGCACUGUUGUGGUGGUAUUUGCCAUGGCGCACUGUUCACACCAGAUGCCCUCUUGUGAGGAUUCUGGGUAUGGAGAUAAACAGAAUCCAAAAUCUGUCUACACCAGCUUCUAGACGGUCCCAUGUUUUUUGCAACUGCUGCUGAUCUUGUUGUGAGAAGUGCGGGACAGGAUUGUCUAUACAGCGGGGCAACUGAUGGCAUAGAGGGUGCGGUAUAUAAAUGGCCAGACCCUGAUCCCACAGGAGGGAGAACUGUCCCCAGAGCUUACCAUCUAUGCCAGUCCUCUCAGGAUGUUACUGUCCCCGGUCCUACAUUGACACUGGACAAAGCCGCCUUGUGCCUUACAGAGAAGCCCGGGCCGGUUCUGCGCUGACACACUGUCACGAUAUGUGCAAUACCUCAAUAAACUCUGAACAGCAUCCCA
Bufo bufo (common toad) is the source of this 6209-nucleotide messenger RNA. Its product is annotated as protein mono-ADP-ribosyltransferase PARP14-like. Gene Ontology annotation, molecular function: NAD+ poly-ADP-ribosyltransferase activity; transcription corepressor activity; nucleic acid binding. The record is from RefSeq and is a predicted model, not a curated record. The transcript has 17 exons. The coding region runs from base 10 to 5445 and encodes 1811 amino acids. NCBI's taxonomy places the organism in Eukaryota, Metazoa, Chordata, Amphibia, Anura, Bufonidae. Gene Ontology annotation, biological process: negative regulation of gene expression. Gene Ontology annotation, cellular component: nucleus; cytoplasm.